ACCUUUUUACCUGGUCAAAACUUUGCAAAGCAACCUUUCAUCUUUUACUCAUCUCAUUUACUCUUUUGCACAUUAAAAUUUUCUACCUGCUUAUAAGCUCCACACUAAUUUUUUAAACAAAGUCACCUUGUAUAUACUCUGCUUUUCUGGUGACCCUAAAGGAAAGCGACAAUGAAGUCAUUUUGCUUUCCUAGUUAUUUUGUUUUUUGGCAUUGAAUUCUGAUGGGCUCUUUCUUAAAUUUAUUCAGAGGGUUUGUUAAUCAGUAAAGUACUUUUCCUCAUUAUAUUUCUCUUCUGGGUUGCUGAAUACUGAGCAAAAAGUAUCAAACUUUCCUUCAAAAUUGCACUACCAUUUGCUAAUUUUUCUGUUUGUUUCUUGGGAAAUCCAUUUUUUUUUUCCCACCAUAAUCUGUUUCUUCCUUAUUGCACGACGGUAGUGUGUUUUUUCUUAUCUGGAUACUUAUGCCUCCCGCAUAUUUUCCUCUCCGGUGGGAAAGCACCGGAGACCAAUGGUGGUAUGCUUCCCCUGUUGACUGGGCCACCGCCAAUGGCCACUACGACUUGGUCCGAGAGCUUCUCCGCAUAGACGGCAAUCACCUCAUCAAACUCACCUCCCUUCGACGGAUCCGCCGUCUCGAGACUGUCUGGGACGAUGAAGAGCAGUUCGAUGAUGUGGCCAAAUGUCGCUCACAAGUUGCUCGACAAUUGUUCCAUGAGUGUGAGUCAAAGAAAGGAAAGAAUUCCCUCAUCAGAGCUGGAUACGGCGGGUGGUUGAUGUACACCGCCGCCUCUGCUGGUGACUUGGGCUUCGUUAGACUUCUUCUUGAAAGAAACCCUUUACUGGUUUUUGGAGAAGGAGAGUAUGGUGUUACUGAUAUUCUCUAUGCUGCUGCCAGGGGUAAGAACUCUCAGGUUUUCAGGCUCAUUUAUGAUUUUGCAGUCUCCCCAAGGUUUUUAACGUCCAAAGGAGAAGGGUUUGAGGAGCACAUUGGGGACAUUCCGGCUGUUUAUAAGUGGGAGAUGAUGAACAGAGCUCUUCAUGCUGCUGCUAGAGGAGGAAAUUUGAUGGUUUUGAACGAGCUUCUCAGUGACUGUACAGAUGUUUUGGCUUACAGAGAUAAGCAUGGUUCCACCAUAUUACAUGCAGCUGCUGCAAAAGGGCAGGCUGAGGCUGUUAAAUAUCUUCUAGCAUCUUUUGAUAUUGCCAGCUCGAGAGACCAUCAAGGCAACACUGCGUUGCAUACUGCUGCCUAUCGGGGACAAGCAGCGGUUGUUGAGGCUUUGAUUAUUGCUUGUCCUUCGUUGGUCUCUGUAAGAAACAAUGCUGGAGAAACUUUUCUCCACACAGCAGUUUCUGGUUUCCAAAAUCCUGCAUUUAAAAGAGUGGACCGACAGACUCAACUUAUGAAGCAACUGGUAUGUGAAAAAAACUUUAAGAUUGAAGAUAUUAUUAAUGCUAAGAAUAAUGAUGGAAGGACUGCUCUUCACAUGGCCAUCAUUGGGAAUAUUCACACUGACCUAGUUGAACUCCUGAUGUCUGCUCAAUCAAUCAAUGUGAAUGUUCGUGACACGAAUGGAAUGACUCCACUUGAUCUCCUUAGACAGCAUCCUCACACUACAUCAUCAGAUAAACUUAUCAGACAGUUGAUUUCUGCUGGGGGAAUAUUUGGUUAUCAGGACCAUAAUGCAAGAAGAGCAAUUGCUUCCCAUUUAAAGAUGCAAGGCAGUGGAAACAGUCCUGGGACUUCUUUCAGGAUAUCCGAUGCUGAAAUUUUCCUAUAUACAAGAGUUGAGACAAUAUCAGAUGCCAGUCCUGGUGAUCCAGGAAUUGUAUCACUGGGUUCAUCUUCACCAGAAAUAAGUCAAAUUGAAUCUACCAUUGAGAAUCAAAUCUCAUCAGUUGAUAAGAAACCAUGUUCCAAGAAUAACACAGCACAGAAAAUAAAAAGUGUCCUCCACUGGCCCCAGCUGAAAGAGACAAGGACUAAAAGGGUUCAGAAACAGGUAGAUGGGAAUUCUGAGCAAUCACAGAAAAAAGGGAAGAGUUCUAAUGGAGCUCCAAUCCCACUGAGGCAGAGAUUUGCAAAGCCUCCAUUACCUUCCAACAACAAAAGGACACUUUCCAUGAGGAGUAAUCAGUCUAGCCCAAUUGCAAAGAAGAAGCUUGCCUCAGGGUUAAUGCGUGGGGUUCUGCAGGCCAUGCCACAUUUAACCACUCGCAGCCGGUCUCGUUCAAGUUCAUUCUCAAAGUCAUCCAUUUCUUCUCCAAGUUCAUUGGAUAAACAAAAGGGUGUCUUUACUGAGACUGAUUUUGCAGGACCAUCUUGCUCCAACCAAGUGCAUGAUGAUGGAAAAGCAAAUACAGCCAGCUUCAGAAAAUCAUUCAAGAGCCAGUAUUUCUGUUUUGGUGGUUCAGGAUUGUCUGUGAAAAUCCCAGUUAGCCGGCAGAGGCAGAACCAGAGUGUUGCUAGUCCUCCUAUUGCCCUGAUGGCAUGAAUGACUGGGGAUAACAAGAGCUGGACUUAUCAAUGAAUUCACAAUGUGAGACAGAAGGGCAAAAAGUACUGACAUGGAAGCGCCACCAAAUUCUGUAAUAUUCUGUCUUUUUAAUAUGUCUAGGUUCUGUAUUUUCUUAGGUUUAAAACCUAUGCUGAAAUAAUGAUUUAUGUGUGUUCUAAGAUCAAAUUAAUCUUAUAAAUAUGUUAUAUGUAA
This is a messenger RNA of Rubroshorea leprosula, 2712 nucleotides long. Lineage: Eukaryota; Viridiplantae; Streptophyta; Magnoliopsida; Malvales; Dipterocarpaceae. The record is from the annotation of a GenBank genome assembly.